Plasmopara halstedii is the source of this 850-nucleotide messenger RNA. RefSeq lists its product as uncharacterized. The transcript has a single exon. The coding region runs from base 175 to 378 and encodes 67 amino acids. NCBI's taxonomy places the organism in Eukaryota, Oomycota, Peronosporomycetes, Peronosporales, Peronosporaceae. The record is from RefSeq and is a predicted model, not a curated record.
UUUUCAUUUAAGUAGAUUUUUUUGUUACUGGGCCUAUUGUAAAAUUUGUAGGUUGUAUAGCGAAUUCCAACAAUCUGCAAUUUAAGUAUAUUCCUACACUGGACCUGCUGACUGCCCUGCUGUAAUUAUCUCAAAGCAAAUGACCAACCUCGCAGCUCAACCUUCCCAAUCAUAAUGUCCUUUGUACACCAAAUUCAAGUUUAUUCUUAUCGUGAAUGCAUAGACCUUCGAUGCUCUGGUCAAUCGUCUACUUCAGCAACAUUUUGGGCCGCACAGCUGCAAAAUUUUUUCAUAACUGACGGUGGCGUCAAUGACUCUAGUGUUCGAUUUGCCGGCUACUGUGCGCUAGUAAGCGAGCUGCUACCACACUGUCGAUAGCACUUCGGCCUGAGUACAUUCGUCCACCACCUAGCUGUCAACGCUUAAAGAGAACGUCAUGAGUAUGUGAUUUUCCAGAUCUAAGAAGGCAUCAGUCUGUCGCCCUGGUAAUUAAAUAUAUGCUUAGGACACCAUCAAGAAGCUGGGUGUAAAAUUUACCGAGAAACUCUGCAUUAAGGCACCACUUGUACAAGUUGAGACUCUACAUUCCCUUUUACUCGGUGGUCAUGUGCUAAGUUCACCUGCAAUCGGGCGAACUAGCUGUGCAACCUCAUAGUCGCGUUACUCACCCGCACAAGGCCAUUGGAAUUAAUGAAUCUAGUAUCAUAACGCUGCUCGCCAUUCUUUGAGCGUGCUAUCACUUGACAUGUGUUGGCGACAAGAAAACGAGAAGUUUGACUGAAGCGAAGACCACCAUUGCUGCAAAGUUGCCAAACAAAUGCUGGAAAGAUACAACAUUCAUGACAUGUUU